CCGAUCCCCCGUGACGCGCCGCGGCCCGGUGGCGGCGUCUAUGGCGCGGCGCCAAUCACGGGGCGGCGCGGCGCGGCGGCCAAUGGGCGGGCGGCGGCGGCCUGACGUGUGCUGCUGUAAACAUUGACACAACACUGACCUCCCCGCACCGACCUAAAGAACACACAAGAUGGCGGACGAUCAGCAAUUCUGCUUGCGGUGGAAUGAGUUCCAAAGCAACAUGGUCUCCUCCUUUAAGCAUCUGCGGGAGGAGAAGAGCUUCACAGACGUGACAUUGGCCUGCGAUGGACAAACUUGCAAAGCCCACAAGAUGGUGCUGUCUGCAUGUUCACCAUAUUUCAAGGCUUUGCUAGAGGAAAACCCUUCAAAGCACCCAAUAAUCAUCUUGAAAGAUGUCCCAUUCAGCCACUUACAGGCAAUUCUGGAGUACAUGUAUGCUGGGGAGGUCAAUGUAGCUCAGGCAGACCUCCCUAAUUUCCUCAAGACUGCGGAGCGACUCAAGGUUAAGGGCCUUGCUGAAGUUAACCAAAAUGAGCGGCAAGACCGCUGAAACACUGCCCAGGUCGAGGGAGGCUUGGGAAACAGUUUGUCGGAGAAGCCAAAGCCACUUCUGUCUCCUCCACCAGCCUUCUCUUGCUGCUGAUCCUAUCCCUCCCACCAGCCCACUACCAAUUCCUUACCCAAGACACCUCACCACCUUCUCAAUUUAAAUACUUUUCUCUCUCCCUCCCUCUCAGAUAAGUUAUGAAUUUCUCUCUCUCUCUCUCUCUCUCAACCAAAAGACAUUACCGUUUGUCCUGCUGCUCAGGUCUGUGAUGUAGCUUUCAAGAUUAUUGCAUCACCACCAAUAUAUCAACAGCUGAAAAUUGAAAACUCUUACCUCUCCUUGCCUUCUUCCAUUGCCUGGGCUGUCCUGUUGUUAUCAGCCUAUAAUAGUAUCAUAUAUAGACUAAAAACACAUUCACGGUAGAUUAAAAGGGCAAAGGUAAUCCUCUGAUUAUCCAGAUAAUAUCCAGCCUCUGCUUAAGUAAGGUUAUAUAAUCGGGUAAUAUUUAAUUACUUGUAAAAGCUAUUGCUAUGAAAUUUUCACCUGAAACAUAUAAUCAGGCUGGAUUUCAAUGUGUCAGAAAUGAUCUCUUCUGAGAUUAUUAGAGCAAUGGUGGACACAUGAAGCAUUGGUAAUAACUUAGAUAUGUACAUGUGCUGGUGUCUUGGGAGUCUAUGAAUAUCCUUUUUUUUUCAUGUAGGUUAUCAGUAUUUUUCUGUGUAAAGAAUCUUGUCCCUGCUGUGUUGAAGACUAUGAAAACUAUUGUCUCCUAAGAUAAUCCUAGUUUGUCUGUAUGAUUUUGGAACAUUCCUUUUUUUUGUUAUUCUUUUUUCAUUUCACCUUCCCUUCCACCUAUUUUUUUGUCUUGUAUAUUCUUCGUUAUAAUCUGUUUGUGUUUUGAUGAGCAGACAGUAGUAAUAAGGCAACAGCUCCUGUAGAGGAUAUGUUAAGAGGAACCCUGGGAACAUGUAGCUGGGUCAACUCCAUUAAAAAAAAUAUAUCUCAGGAGGGGUACUUGCUGCUCAACACAUAUUGAACUUCACAUUAUAUAUAUAUAUAUAUAUAUAUAUAUAUAUAUAUAUAUAUAUAUAUAUAUAUAUAUAUAUAUAUAUAUAUAUAUAUAUAUAUAUAUAUAUAUAUAUAUAUAUAUAUAUAUAUAAGGGCUCUUUUGGCUUUUCUCAUUCUUUAGGUUUAAUACAUAUAUUAAUUGAUCAUAAAUUCAGGUUUAGGAUUUAUGUACUGCUCAAGGAAUGGAGCAGUGAGUGCAGACAUGAGUAUCUGUUAUGGCAUUGCAUUUUCUUAUUGUGUAGGCCUAUGCUUCAGCUGUGGCUGGUAUGCAAACAACAGGACAGCCUUCCACUGGCCUAAAAUUUGAACUUUCCUGUCUCCCAGAAGUGUUUUAGUGAAGUUUCUUGUGAAUUCUAUUCCCUAUACAGUUUACUGCUUGUCAAAUCUUUCAUGAAUUGUCACUUAAAAGAUGAUGGGCAUGGGUUGUUAUCACCCCAUUCUUGAUGUGAUAUAUUGACAACCAUGUUCUGUGCUCAAAGAGGCUUUAUUUUACAUAUAAUUAGCGACUCCAUUUUUUCUUGUAGAACUGUUCUUGGUGAGGCAGUCUGUUAGACUCCUCCAUGAAGUAAGAGGUUGGUUAUUACCAAGCAUAGUCUGGUGUGUGUUGUUAUUGUAGAUUACUGUGAAAGCAGAGAGGAGGGGCACUGUACCUAACUCUGUAUUCCAUGAAGUUUUGAAAAAAAAAAAAAAAUACAAACAAGUCAAAAGGGACUUUGCUGGCACUGCUCAUCAAAGCUGAACCACCCCAGCAGCCACCCACACUCCAAUCCCCAGCCAGAGUUAUUCUGGAGGAGGAGGGGUAGGUCAGAGGUGUCCCUGUAAGUGUUACCACAUCCCCACCCUGGCCUACCAGCUCUCACAGAUUUAGGCCACCACAACACAGAGUGAACCCCACCAAGAGCAGUGUUACCAGCAUGGACUGAGACCUUUUUUAUUUAUCCAGGAUAAAUGACACCAUAUGCCAGCUAAGACUGCUGCCUGGCCUAUAGGGUCUGAGUCCAAACUCUGUCAGGUGUGACCAAGACAUAAUGGCGCCCAGUAAUGUGCCUCCAACUUUUGGCCUCAUAUAUAUUCUUGGUUAUUUCUAUAUAUGUUUUCACUUCACUAAGAGAAGAAUUUGGACAGUUAAUUGCUUACAAUAUUUUUUUCAUUAAACUGAGGGUUUAUUUAGCCUUGGUGAAACUAUGGAAUGCCACUAGGAAAGUUAAUUAAUUUUCAGGAGCCUGAUCAUUAAUAUAAAUGCAAUAGAAAUAUUUAAACUAUUAGAUAUCUUUUUUUUCCUUUCAAGACUUUUCAUAGAGUUAAACAAGGCUUGUGGAAUGUGAAGAAAGUGGUGUGGCCUGGGAGCCUGUGUGUGCAUGUGUUUGUGUGUGUGGUGUGCCGCCCAACCCAGGUACCCACUCCAAAAGGUAGUAUACGCAGGGGUGUAGCUUUGUACCUAGAGUAGCAUGGAGCAGUUUUGUACAAGAAGUCAAAUAAGUUUUUAAUAAAACCCGAA
This is a messenger RNA of Eriocheir sinensis (Chinese mitten crab), 3113 nucleotides long. RefSeq names its product longitudinals lacking protein-like (gene lolal). Gene Ontology annotation, molecular function: protein binding. The record is from RefSeq and is a predicted model, not a curated record. The transcript has 4 exons. The coding region runs from base 170 to 550 and encodes 126 amino acids. Gene Ontology annotation, biological process: regulation of transcription by RNA polymerase II. NCBI's taxonomy places the organism in Eukaryota, Metazoa, Arthropoda, Malacostraca, Decapoda, Varunidae. Gene Ontology annotation, cellular component: nucleus.